GGAAAGAUACGAAUCGCCUAACAGAAAAAAAGAAAAAGUUGCAACGAACCACACCAUCCAUCACACUCUUCGUCGUCGUCUUCUUCGACAAUCCAAUCCGCAGCAAAAAAAAUCAAACCAUCCAAAAAAUCGACACAAAAUCCGAAUUGAAAUUCGUUCUUUUCUCAGAAUCCGACUGCAUUACCGUCCAGAAUUCGUUUUCGCUACACCAAAAUCCUCGUUUCUAUCACAAAUUUCAUUUCUGCAUUAUAUAGAUAUAUAUAUGUGCGCGUGUGUAUAUGGACAUGCAUGCGAUUGAUCGGCGAUUGUAGAUUGGGAGGGAGAGAUUGGGAAUAGGAGGCGUGUUUAGGAAGCAGAGAUGGCGUUGCUGCGCAAACUGUUCUAUCGGAAGCCGCCUGAUGGACUCUUCGAGAUCUGCGAGCGAGUUUACGUUUUUGAUUGCUGCUUCACUACCGAUGCGUGGAAGGAAGAAAACUAUAAGGUUUACAUAGGUGGGAUAGUUGGUCAACUCCAAGAUCACUUGCCAGAUGCUUCAUUCUUGGUGUUCAAUUUCCAUGAUGGUGUGGCACAAAGCCAGAUGGCCAGCAUUUUGUCCGAGUAUGAUAUGACCAUUAUGGAUUACCCGCGGCACUUUGAAGGUUGUCCGGUGCUCACACUAGAGCUGAUCCAUCACUUUCUGAGAUCAAGUGAAAGUUGGUUAUCGCUUGGACAGAAUAACGUGCUGUUGAUGCACUGCGAACGUGGAGGUUGGCCUGUUUUGGCUUUCAUGCUGUCUGCUCUCUUGAUUUACCAUAAACAGUAUAGUGGCGAGCAGAGGACGUUGGACAUGGUUUACAGGCAGGCUCCUUCUGAGCUUUUGCAUUUGUUAUCACCGCUAAAUCCAAUCCCUUCGCAACUGAGGUAUCUCCAGUAUGUGACGAGGAGAAAUGUAGCCUUGGAAUGGCCUCCUCUGGAUCGAGCGCUUACCUUGGAGUGCGUCAUUUUCAGAUUUGUUCCUAACCUUGAUGGGCAGGGUGGUUGCCGUCCUAUUUUCCGCAUAUAUGGACAGGACCCUUUUCUUGCUAAUGAUAAAACUCCAAAAGUCUUAUUCUCAACUCCAAAGAAAGGAAAACCCAUACGGGCUUACAAGCAGGUAGAAUGUGAACUGGUUAAAAUUGACAUUAAUUGCCAUAUUCAAGGUGAUGUUGUGGUCGAGUGCAUUAGCCUACAUGAUGACUUGGAACGUGAGGAGAUGAUGUUCCGUGUCAUGUUCAAUACAGCUUUUAUUAGGUCUAACAUUUUGAUGCUCAACCGUGAUGACAUUGACAUGUUGUGGGAUGCUAAGGAACAAUUUCCAAAGGACUUCAGAGUAGAGAUCCUUUUUUCAGAGAUGGAUGCUGUCACAUCCAUCAUCCUGGGUGGCAUGUCAUGCUUUGAGGACAAGGAGGGCCUUCCGAUGGAAGCAUUUGCUCAAGUUCAAGAGAUCUUUAACUACGUGGAUUGGUUAGACCCCAGGUCAGAUGCCACACUUAAUGUGCUACAACAAGCAUCAAAUAUUAUCCAAGAAAAAUUAAACAGUGAUUCUCCACGGAGUACUGGGAAUGACUCGCAGGAAACAAGUCCAGGAAAGACCCCAAAGAAAAAGAACCUUCUCUCCUCUGAUGACAUGCAAUCUGUGGCCUCACCCAGGCAAUCUCAUGAUACCAGUGUGAGUAAACAGCAAGCUAAACCCCAAGAUAUCCCAGCUACACCUCAGCCACCCAAUCAAGGUGAUUCAGUAUCCCAGCAUAUUCCCCAACCUUCUCAUUCAACCACAAUGGGAGCAUUUGCUCAAGUUCAAGAGAUCUUUAACCAUGCUGCCUCACCUAUGCAGUCCCCAGAUUCCACUGUGAGUAAACAGGAAGCUAAACCUUCAAAGACUGCACUUCAGCCACCCGAUCAACAUGAUUCUGUGAGCCAGAAGGCGCCCCAACCUUCUAAGUCAACCCCAAUGGAAGCUAAAUCUCAAGACAUUCAUACUGCACUUCAGCCAACCAGUAAGCGGGAUUCAGUGAGCCAGAGGAUCCCCCAACCUUCUCAGUCAACCCUGAUGGACACUAAACCACAAGACAUCCAUACUGCGACUAAACAAGAAGCCAAACCUCAUGAUAUUCGUACUGUGAUUAAACAGGAAGCCAACCCUCAAGCCAUUCAUGCUGCAAUUCAGCCACCCAAUAUAUGUAAUUCAGUGAGCCAGCAGAGGCCUGAACCUUCUCAGUCAACACCAAUGGAAGCAGCUAAACCUCAAGACAAUCUUACUGUGAAGAAACACGAAGAUAAACCUCAAGAAAUUCCUACUGUGAAGAAACAGGAAGCUAAACCUCAAGACAUUCCUACUGUGAAGAAACAGGAAGCUAGACCUCAAGACAUUCCUACUACACUUCAGCCAUCCGAUAAACUCGAUUUGGUAAGCCAGAAGAUACCACAACCUUCUCAGUCAUCCCCGAUGGAAGCAUUCAGUCAAGUUCAAGAGAUCUUUAGCCAUGCAGCCUCACCUAUGCAGUUUCCAGAUACCAGUACGAGUAAACAGGAAGGUAAACCUAAUGAUAUUCAUGCUGUAGAAGUUAAAAGUUAUCCAGUUGUACCAUCAACAUCUCCACCUCCACCUUCCAAGUGUACUUCGGCUAAAACAACUGUUCCUUCUCCUCCCACACCGCAACUUCUGCCGCCUGAUGUUUUAGUUUCAAAACCUGAAGACUCAUCACUUCUUGAAGAGACUAAAAACUAUUCAUCGGAUGGAGCCCAACAAUCAACCACUAGUCAUCCAGCUGCCUCUGGGAUGCCAACCUCAAGUACCAUUUCUGGAAAGGUGUUACCUAAAGCACCCACUCCACGUUCUGAGGUUGCUUCAUCAACCCGGCCUCCUCCAACUCCUCCAACUCCCCCACCACCUCCUCCAGCACCGCCUUUGAAAGAGAACCAUGCUGACAGCUCCAGACCUCCGCCCCCUCCCCCUCCUCCUGGACCUCCUCCACCUCCUCCUCUUCACUCAGGGCAAGCUGGAGGCACUAUAAUCUCGUCCCCAGUUCCACCACCGCCUACUGCUCCCACUUCUUCCACCAAACAUGGAGCUCCUUCUGCCCCACCUCCUCCACCUCCUCUUGGUAAAGGAGGUUCUAAGCCGGGUAACCCUCCGCCACCACCUAUUACUUCCCCUGGUGGUGCAAAAGGACGCCUACUACGUACCAUAAGUUCAAAAAAUAAUAAUUCAAAAAAACUGAAGCCGUUGCACUGGUUAAAAUUGUCAAGAGCGGUUCAGGGAAGCUUAUGGGCUGAGGCACAAAAAUCUGAUGAAGAGGCCAAGGCUCCUGAGAUUGACAUGUCAGAGCUUGAGACUCUUUUCUCAGUGGCAGCUCCGGCCCCGGAUAAGGGUAGGAAGUCAGCUGGACAUGGUUCGGUUGCCCCUAAAUCUGAAAAAGUACAACUGAUUGACCACAGGCGAGCAUACAACUGUGAAAUCAUGCUUUCAAAGGUGAAGGUUCCGUUGAAUGAAUUAAUGGAUUCAGUACUUGCGCUGGAGGAUACAGCAUUAGAUGUUGACCAGGUAGAGAACCUCAUAAAGUUUUGCCCAACGAAAGAGGAGAUGGAACUACUUAAGGGCUACACUGGAGAAAAGGAGAAGUUAGGAAAAUGUGAACAGUUCCUCUUAGAGUUGAUGAAGGUACCUCGAGUAGAAUCUAAGCUCAGAGUUUUCUCAUUCAAAAUACAGUUCUCUUCCCAGGUCUCUGAUCUUAGAAAUAGCCUGAAUGUAGUGAACUCUGCAGCAGAAGAGAUCAGGAAUUCUGGCAAAUUGAAAAGAAUCAUGCAGACGAUUCUUUCAUUAGGAAACGCUUUGAACCAGGGGACAGCUCGGGGCUCUGCUAUUGGAUUUAGGUUGGAUAGCCUUCUUAAACUGAUUGAGACUCGCGCACGGAACAACAAGAUGACUCUCAUGCACUAUCUUUGUAAGGUACUCGUUGACCAACUACCGGAGGUUCUAGAUUUCUCUAAAGACCUGGGCAACUUAGAACCUGCAGCAAGGAUACAAUUGAAAUUUUUGGCGGAGGAAAUGCAAGCUCUGAGUAAAGGAUUGGAGAUUGUACAGGAAUUAUCCACCUCUGAAAAUGACGGUCCUAUAUCAGAAAAAUUCCGUAAGAUUCUAAAGGAGUUCCUCCGUUUCGCUGAAGGUGAAGUGAGGACUUUGGCCUCAUUGUAUUCUACCGUAGGUAGAAAUGUAGACGCAUUGAUCCUUUAUUUCGGAGAAGAUCCCGCUAAGUGCCCUUUUGAACAAGUUGUUACAACCUUGCUCAACUUUGUCAGAAUGUUCAACAAAGCUCAUGAUGAAAACUGCAAGCAAAGUGAGAACGAAAUGAAGAAAGCGGCAGAAAGUGAGAAGCUUAAGAUGGGCGCUUCGAAGGAAUCCGAACGAUUGUUGCGUACUCCGAUCCAGAGCAGCAACGUCAAAUAAUUGGGUUUCUAAAUCCGGCGCGUUCAUCAUCGUGGACGGAAAAGUAUAACAUGAACACAGGUUUGAGCAGAAAGGUUUCUUUUUCGUUUUCUCAUUUUCCCCUUUACAAGGCUAAAUGGGAAAAAGUUUUGGUAUUUAAUGCGCGGGAUUAGAAUGUAAAUUAGCGUAGUUUGUACUUGUUUCGCAGAUGUAGGCCUAGAAUUAUGAAUCGACAAAACUUGACGCUGCAAGGCCGAUUUUGUCCUCCGGUCCGGCAUGCAUAUGCGCUUCCUAAACUUUUUUUAUGGCGCAAUAAAAGUUGAGGUUUCAUUAUAAAACUAAUUGACAAUGUAGUGGUUUGCCCAAUUAAUUAUAAGCACAUGCGAUGUGGAAUUGACAGGGUGCAGGAUAACCUACUCUAAUAA
Messenger RNA from Pyrus x bretschneideri (Chinese white pear), 4869 nucleotides. RefSeq names its product formin-like protein 13. NCBI's taxonomy places the organism in Eukaryota, Viridiplantae, Streptophyta, Magnoliopsida, Rosales, Rosaceae. The record is from RefSeq and is a predicted model, not a curated record.